UCAGUCAAUGAAAAUAAUCACUAGCUAUAUGUGUUUUUCGGUAUUGUGCGUGGUACUGCUGUUGGUGAUACGCGAAAAUCGUAAUUACGUUGCCGCCUACACGCACGUAUUUAAAUUUUACACGUUUUUGUGCAUUUAGUGUUAUAUUGAUUCAAAAUGACCAACGCUCCUGUGAAAAAGGUCCCCAUCCAUUUGCAGAGUUCACAGAACCGCCUUCUGAUCAAAAAUGGUCGUGUCGUCAACGAUGAUGGCAUGGAGGACGCAGACGUGUAUGUUGAGGAUGGAAUCAUUAAGCAAAUGGGUCGCAACCUCAUCAUCCCAGGCGGUACCCGGGUGAUCGACGCGACUGGCAAGCUGGUGUUACCUGGCGGUAUCGACCCUCAUACUCACUUGGAGCUGGAGAUGAUGGGCGCGAAGACAGCUGAUGACUUCUACACGGGGACAAGGGCUGCGGUCGCGGGUGGUACCACAACUGUCAUCGAUUUCGUGCUGCCGCAAAAAGGUCAAUCUCUUAUCGAAGCUUACAACCAUUGGAGGGAAAAGGCAGAUAAUAAGGUGUGCUGUGACUACGCGCUGCACGUGGGCGUGACCUGGUGGUCUCCCAGCGUCGCCAAGGAGAUGCAGCAGCUGUGCUCCGAGGAGUAUGGCAUCAACUCCUUCAAGAUGUUCAUGGCGUACAGAGACACCUGGAUGCUGGAUGACUACCAUUUGUACAUCGCUAUGGAAACCUGCAAGCAGUUAGGAGCAUUGCCUAUGGUGCACGCCGAGAAUGGGCAUAUAAUAGCUCGUAACACGGAGAAGCUGCUGGCUGCGGGGAAGACGGACCCUGAGGGCCACGAGCUGUCCCGCGACGAGGAGGUGGAGGCUGAGGCAGUUAAUAGAGCCUGCGUCAUCGCUAAUCAGGCCAACAGUCCUCUGUACAUAGUGCACAUGAUGUCCCGCAGCGCGGUGCGGGCGCUGGCGGCCGCGCGCCCCAGGCAGAAACAGCCUGUGUAUGGAGAAACACUCGCCGCUACUAUCGGCACUGAUGGAUCGCAUUGCCGCAACGCGUGUUUCCGUCACGCGGCGGGCCACGUGAUGUCCCCUCCCCUGCGCUCUGACCCUGACACUCCGCAAGCGUUGCUAGAAGCCCUCGCAGAUGACUGCGUGCAGCUGAUCGGUAGCGACAACUGCACUUUCCACGAGAAGGACAAGGCUAAGGGUGAAGGCAACUUCUCCAAGAUCCCCAACGGUGUGAACGGCGUAGAGGACCGCAUGGCGAUACUGUGGCAAAAGGGAGUCAACACUGGUAUAAUGGACCCGUGCCGCUUCGUGUCAGUAUCAAGUGCGACGGCGGCGCGCGUCUUCAACCUGUGGCCGCGCAAGGGCCGCGUGUGCGUCGGCGCGGACGCGGACCUCGUGGUCUGGGACCCGCGUCUGCAGCGCACCAUCUCCGCAGCAUCGCACGCGCAUGCUGUCGACUUUAACAUCUUUGAGGGUCAGAACGUGGUGGGCAGUCCUCAAUACGUGGUGGUGAACGGCCGCGUCUGUCUCGACGACGGAGACCUCAGGGUUGUUGAAGGUUUCGGUAAAUUCUUGAAGACGCCAGUGAUGAGCCCGUACGUGUUCGGAGGCGAAGCGCCCCGCGCGGGCUCCGCCUCGCCGCGCGCGACCUCGCCCGCCCCCGCCCCCGCGCCGCACUCCCCCGCACCCCCGCCCAGGGUCACCAACGGCACCCCCACACCCACCACUGAGCUGAUGCUGAGCAAGCAGCUGGAGUCGGCGCUGUCCUCGGGCUGCAGCACGCCCACUGGCCGCAAGAUGCGCGAGCCAGGCCAGCGCGACCUGCAGAACUCCACCUUCUCCAUCAGCAAGGAGCUGGAAGGAGCAGAGACGAAGACAUCAGUGCGUGUGCGCAACCCGCCCGGCGGCAAGUCCUCCGGCCUCUGGUAAAGACCGGUCUGUACCGGCCUAGUCCGGACCAGUCUGUACCAGUGUAAUAUGGUCCGGUCUGUACCGGUGUAUUCCGGUCCGGUCUGUACCAGUGUAGUCCGGUCCGGUCUGUACCGGUUUCGGUCUGCAGCUUACGGCUUUAGCUUGUGAAAAAAUGUCUCGGAUGUGUCUUAUUUUAUUAUUUAUUUUAAGAAACAGAAAUGAUGAAUGGAAAAUUAUGUUUAUUGAUUUUAAUAUAUUUAAUUAUAAUUUAAUUGACGUAUAUUUAAUUUUGAAAGCAUUUUUUCAUAAACGCAAGCAUAUUUUUAGUUCGUGCUUGUUGCGAACAUACUCUGUUAUUUACCAACACAAAUCUUUAUUAAAUCUGUCAAAAUGUUAUCUUAUUUUCAUACUUAUUUGAACACAAUAGGGUUUAUUUUUGCUUUUACUUUUGAUAGAUUUGAUGAGGCUUUAUGUUAUCUCUUUGUUAGACUGCUUAUUAAAUAGUGCAUGACAUUUUAAUCGUUUCAUUAUUAAUAUUUAUUCGGUUUCAUAGACUGAUUUUGUAAGGAUUAUAGUUAAAAAUUGACUUUUUGUAUCUCAGGAUAGAAUAUAGAAAAUUGUGUUUUUUUUUCAUCAGAAUGUGAUGUCAAAUGGAACCAAUGUUUUCUAUGUUAGAGUUUUUUAUAUUGUAGGCUUUAUUGAAAUAGAGAAUUUACACAAUAAUAUUGGUAAUUCUAUUGCAAGUAUAUUUAGUUUUAGUUUUCUAGUGAUUGCAGAAAUUGUUUUUUCUUGUUGAUUAUUACACUUUUAAUAGUUAGAAAUAGUUUAACUUUGCAUCUCAAGUUUCCUUAUUCAUGUUGUAAAAGAUAGUGAAGAUAGAAUUUACCUUUUGUAAUUUUUUACACAAACGGGGAAUAAGCCAUAAGUUAAAAAAA
This is a messenger RNA of Papilio polytes (common Mormon), 2849 nucleotides long. It is a transcript of the gene CRMP, whose product is annotated as dihydropyrimidinase. Gene Ontology annotation, biological process: pyrimidine nucleobase catabolic process. The coding region runs from base 157 to 1932 and encodes 591 amino acids. The transcript is spliced from 14 exons. NCBI's taxonomy places the organism in Eukaryota, Metazoa, Arthropoda, Insecta, Lepidoptera, Papilionidae. Gene Ontology annotation, cellular component: cytoplasm; cytosol. Gene Ontology annotation, molecular function: dihydropyrimidinase activity. The record is from RefSeq and is a predicted model, not a curated record.